Molecule: messenger RNA, 2775 nt
Organism: Thamnophis elegans (Western terrestrial garter snake)
Lineage: Eukaryota; Metazoa; Chordata; Lepidosauria; Squamata; Natricidae
Gene: SEZ6L
Product: seizure related 6 homolog like
Exons: 16
Coding region: 1-2775 (924 amino acids)
Biological process (GO): synapse maturation
Cellular component (GO): neuronal cell body; endoplasmic reticulum
Source: RefSeq, a predicted model, not a curated record
AUGGGGCCCUCCAGAGACCCCACCCCGGAGGGUCCGGAGCAGGUGCUGGAAGAGCCCCCAGAUGCCCUGGCUCCCCAGCUGCCCUCGCCCUCCAAGGGGGCCUUCUCAGGGCCCACCGCACGACCGACCCCUCCUGCCAGGAAGAAGCAGGAGACCCAGCGGCUGAAGCUGGCCACGAACGCCGGGGCCUUUGUGGAGAGCCAGCAGCCCCCGGAGGAUUGGGGGGAAGGGCUCCCCGGGUCUCUGGAAGAGAAGGCCACCGUGCCUGUGGGGGACGGCGGGGAAAUCAGCCUCGGGGUGACCAGCCAUUCCUCGCUCCAGAUCUCUCCUUCCACAGUUCUGCCAACCACUUGGGGCCCUGGUGCUCCUCCCCGAGGGGUGACCGAGACCCUUGAAAAGGAAGCCGGGAUCCUGGCCAACAUGCCCCCCCAGAGGGCCGAGGAGGAGGAGGAGGAGGCUGUGAAGGGGGGAUCUUCCUCCAGGGAAGAGGGCCGAGAAGCAACUUCUGCCACCGUCAGCCCCCCGGAGCAGCUGCCGAGUCUCUGCAGCAUGAAUUUCUCUGAGCCGGAGGGCUACAUCGACUCAGCCGAGGCUCCACUGGUGUCCCAGAACGGCUUCUUGGAGUGCACCUUCCGCGUGAGAGUCUACACUGGAUAUGGGGUGGAGCUGCAGGUGAAGAGCGUGAACCUGUCCGAGGGGGAAGUGCUGGCCAUUCGUGGGGAGGACGACGGCCACUUGGUCACGCUGGCUAACCAGACCCUCCUGGUAGAAGGCCAGGUCAUCCGCAGCCCCACCAACACCAUCUCGGUCCUCUUCCAAGCCUUCCCGGACGGCCUGGGGACUUUCCAGCUGCAUUAUCAAAUCUUCAUGCUGAGCUGCAGCUUCCCACGGAGGCCCAAUUUUGGGGAGGUGGCCGUGCUGGGGCUGCACUCGGGAGGCCUGGCUCACUUUAACUGCCACCUGGGUUACGAGCUGGAGGGAGCGCGGAGCCUGACCUGCCUCAAUGCUUCCAAGCCACACUGGAGCGCCCCGGAACCCGUCUGCUCAGCCCCCUGUGGAGGCACCGUGCGCAACGCCACCUUUGGCCGCAUCCUGGCCCCAACCUCUCCGAGGAGCCCCCUGGGCAGCCUGGCUUGUGUGUGGACGGUCAGCGCCCCUGAGGGGCAGAAGCUUCACCUGCACUUUGAGAGGCUGGCACUGGGGCCCAAGGAAAGAAUGGUGGUCUACGGGGGAGAAUCGAACCGCUCAGCCGUGCUCUACGCUUCCCAGCAGAGCAGCAACGUGCCUUUCGAAGGAGUGAUAAGCGAAGGAAACGCCCUGCGUGUCACCUUCACCUCAGAAGACCCCGACGGAGAGCCCACCUUCAACAUUCGGUUCGAAGCCUUUGAGAAGGGCCACUGCUACGAGCCCCACCUGCAGAACGGCAACUUCACCACCUCCGAUGCCACCUACAACCUGGGGGCCGUCGUGGAGUUCACCUGCGACCCCGGGCACAGCCUGGAGCAGGGCCCAGCGGUCAUCGAGUGCAUCAAUCUCAGGGACCCCUACUGGAACGACACGGAGCCCUUGUGCCGAGCCACCUGCGGGGGAGAGCUCUCCACGGCCGCCGGAGUCGUCCUGUCCCCCAACUGGCCUGAGCCCUACGCGGAGGGCGAGGACUGCGUCUGGAAGGUCCACGUGGGGGAGGAGAAGCGGAUCUUCCUGGACAUCCAGCUCUUGAACCUGAGCCAGAGCGACAUCCUCACGGUCUACGACGGGGAUGACCUCAACAGCCACAUCCUGGGCCAGUUCCUGGGCCCCAGCGGGCCCCAGAAGCUCUACUCCUCCACGCCUGACUUGACCAUCCAGUUCCACUCAGACCCGGCCGGCCUCGUCUUCGGGAAGGGGCAGGGCUUCACCAUGAGCUACAUCGAAGCCUCGCGGAAUGAGUCCUGCUCGGACCUGCCGGAAAUCCAGAAUGGCUGGAAGACCACUUCUCACACCGAGCUGGUUCGGGAGGCCAGAAUUACCUACCAGUGUGACCCGGGCUACGAUAUUGUCGGCAGCGACACCCUCACCUGCCAGUGGGACCUCACCUGGAGCAGCGACCCCCCUUUCUGUGAGAAAAUCAUGUAUUGCACGGAUCCUGGAGAGGUGGAACACUCGACCCGCUUAAUUUCGGACCCGGUGCUCCUGGUUGGAACCACCAUCCAGUACACCUGCCACCUGGGCUUCGUGCUGGAGGGCAGCUCCCUUCUCACCUGCUACAGCCGGGAAACGGGGACCCCCAUCUGGACCUCCAGGCUGCCCCGCUGCGUGCCGGAGGAGUCCCUGGCCUGUGACAACCCUGGGCUGCCUGAAAACGGCUACCAGAUCCUCUACAAGCGCCUGUACCUGCCGGGCGAGUCCCUGACCUUCAUGUGCUACGAAGGCUUUGAGCUGCUCGGGGAGCUGAGCCUCAAGUGCAUCCUGGGGCAGCCCUCCCGGUGGAGUGGGCCGCUCCCCACCUGCAAAGUCAACCAGGACAGCUUUGAACAUGCCUUGGAAGUAGCAGAAGCUGCUGCAGAAACGUCCCUGGAGGGAGGCAACAUGGCGCUGGCCAUCUUCAUCCCCGUCCUUGUCGUUUCCUUGCUUCUGGGGGGCGCCUACGUCUACGUCACGAGAUGCCGCUACUACUCCAGCCUUCGGUUGCCCCUCAUGUACUCCCAUCCAUACAGCCAAAUCACGGUGGAGACGGAGUUUGACAACCCAAUCUACGAGACGGGGGAAACCCGGGAAUACGAGGUGUCCAUCUGA